AUGGACAUCUUGUACAUCUUCAUGAGAGCUCACAAUAGUGCAGGGCUGUCUGACACACAGCGGAGUGCCAGCUCUAGUGGGGAAUACACAGAUGUGACUGUACGGCAGACAAAUCUGCCAGUAUAUAGGGGUGGAUGGGGGAUAGACAAGGACUCCAGCCCCCAAAGUUCCGGUCGCCAUGGUGACCCCCGGGAAAAAGAUGGAGUAGGAAUAAGCAGGGAGAGAUACAGGAGGUCUGCUCCUGUGUUUGUACUUUCUGAGGAAAUGUCCAAUGGUCAGCCCAACAGAGCUAAUACAUCCUUGACUGGUCGUGUGAUUCGUAGAUAUCAAGGGGCUCAGAGCCUCAAUUUGGAUUCUACCCCAUCCUCUCCCGACUCUCCAGGGGAUACAUGUGGAUGUAGGAUACCUGGUAUGAGGUCAGACAGGGUUCACCCAGUUAGUGGUAGUACCCAGAGUCCAGCACGUGUCAGUUUUCAGGAUCCUACACGUCUAACUGUUCGCCAAAAUGACCAGCGAUCCUCCCAUGAACAGAGGAGGUACAGACGGGCAGAGACUGUAUGUACUGCCCGGCCCCAUACUAUGGCAGAUUACAGCCAAUACUCGGAGUACCUGUAUUAUUACCAGACAUUGCCAAGGCAUCAACCUCGAGGGUCCAAUAGUUACCUGUCGGAAAAUGUAGACGAUAAGAUCCAGAGACUGGAGACAGACAAACAGAGUCUGGCCCUUCAAGUCAGUGUGCUGUCAGAACAGGUGGAAGCCCAGAGUGAGAAAAUCCGGGAACUGGAGCUUGGUCUGGACGAACGACGGGACAGGCUACUACAGGCAGAGAAAAUGUUACAAUCGGAACUCCUGACGCGGACGUCACUUGAGACGCACAAACUAGACAUGAUGGCGGAAAUAUCCAGCCUCAAGAUCAAGCUAGCCUCUUCUGACAAGGACAGGAGGGACCUUGAUGACCGACUAAAAAUUUCACAGAGACAGAUUAAGGAAGUGGAAUCCAAGUUGGCCUUACGAGAUGCAGAGAUCACAGAGCUUCGUCAACGACUGGUGCGCAAUGGUACUGUGCUGACUCCUGACUCCAACGGAUCUGAGUCUCUACUCAGUGUUAGUGACCGCCCUGUAGAGAAAGAGAAAACAUUAGAUAGACUAAAACGCAAGCAAUAUGAAGUGGAAAAGUUAAAGAAAGCUGUAGAUGCCUUAAUGUACUCUAACCAGGAAAAGGAUAAAAGAAUAGAAGAAUUAAGAAAAUUAUUAAAACGUUACAGAAAAAUAGAGGAAAUGGUGAUACAGGCUCAAGGAAGGAAAGCUUUAGAAGAUAUGAUCAUCAAUGCAGAGGAUGACACAAGUUCAACCAGUUCUAAUACCCCGUCCGUUUCUGACAGUGUCCCCAGGGACCAGCAUGAUGGUUACGAUAGACACCACCCAAGUGCCACAAGUACUCCAGUCCACUCUUACCUGGACAAUGGAAACCACACACCCUCACCGUCCAGUCAGAUGUCUACCCCCUCCCACAGAAUGCCUGGCAUACAGCGGUCAAACAGUGCAGAGGAUGUCACACCCACCAAUCAAAAAAAAAAGACAGUUUCAAACAACAAUCACCACGAAGGCUACAGUAACGGGAGUAACAACAAUAGUUUUGGUACGUUACCUAAAGAUCGUGUUCAGAGCGCGGACUUGGAUCACACAGAAGUGCGAAAGUCUAGGGGGUUCCCGAGUCUGGGCAAAUCUCUGUUUCGGGUCAAAACAGGCAAAAGGAGUACCUCCGCCCCAAACCUAGGUGACGGGAAUACAACUAUUGAGAACGUGCCUGUAAAAUCUAGACUUUCAGCUCAUACCGAGGUAGUGACUGACGACGAAGACGGACUCCAACACGUAGGCAUGGCAUCAGACAUACCAUCAGAGGUGAAGAAAAAGAAGGGCCUCAAACGCUUCUUUGGCAAACUUAAGCGGAGUGGUUCACAAGACUUCCAUGAAAGAGAGAGAGUGGAACAGUUUAGAAGAGGGGGAGUGAGAGCAACAGCUUCAGGGAGAAUUGGAUGGUCAAAGGAACUCAAAUAUAACGAUGACAUGCCUUUCUCACGGUGGGACAGUGAGCGAGUGACUGCAUGGAUGAAUGACAUUGGUCUCAACAUGUAUCUGGUGGAAUGUCGGCGAUGGGUGAAGAAUGGGGAGCAACUCCAGAGAGCCAGUGCCCAUGAACUGGAAAAGGAUAUGGGAGUGAAAAACUGUUUACACAGAAAGAAGUUACAGUUAGCCCUUCAAGCUAUUACAGCCAACUCAAAGGAUCAACUCAGCAUCCUAGAUCAUAACUGGGUCACACGUUGGCUGGAUGACAUUGGACUCCCUCAGUACAAAGAUGUGUUUUAUGAUGCCAGAGUGGAUGGACGAAUGUUGCAUUUCCUCACAGUGGAGGACCUGCUGGCUCUGAAGGUGACAAGUGAGCUCCAUCAUAUCAGCAUCAAGAGGGGCAUCCAGGUCCUUCGCUCCAAUAACUACAAUCCCCAGUGUCUGAGGCGGAGACCCUCACCUGACGAGGGACAGCUACAGAACAUCCCAGGUGGUGUGGUAUUAUGGACUAAUCACAGAGUCAUGGAAUGGUUACGUACCAUUGAUCUGUCCGAAUAUGCCCCCAAUCUCCGGGGAAGUGGCGUACAUGGUGCCCUAAUGGUACUGGAACCACGGUUCAAUGCAGAGUUGUUUUCACAGUUAUUGUCCAUCCCUACAAAUAAGACACUGUUGAGGCGACAUCUCAACACUCACUUUGUAGCUCUGAUUGGUAACGAGGUACAAAUCAAGAAGAGAGAGGCAGAGUCACUGCCAGGUUACAUACCUCUGGUGCUGAAUGCUAAGGUUAAGAACAGGAAGUUUGGUUUGUUUGGUCACAAAAGGAGCAAAUCUGAUGCUGAGGCAGACAGCUUUAUCUGUCCAAUGGACAAUGGCUUUUCAAAUGGAAUGACACGCAGAGAUAAGGAGAAAGCAGAAAAGGCAGCAAAAGAAAUUGGUGCUUUCUCGAAAGAGAUUAAUUCAUUAACAAACAUGUUGCAGAGUGACCUUGAUGAUGUGCCAACCUCGACUGUGUGACACACCCACUUGAUCUGUGAACAUUAUGUGACACACCCACUUAUGGUUAACACUAUGUGACAUACCCCCUUAGUGAAAAUGUGAACACUUGAGUGCAGAAGCCUUUGCUUUUCAAACAUUUGUGAUCAUCAUCUAUUUGCCAAAGUUUCAGCUUACAAAAAGCUAGCAAGUUCUCAGGGGAGGGGAACCUUACCUUACAACAGUGAUAAAUUAUGCAGAGUAGGGAAAGGUCGGAGGUUAGCGCAGUCACAGAUUCUGUAGGAUGAUGGAGUACAUGAUGGUGGAAAUACAAAAGGAAAACAAUAUUUACCAAGGAAAUGACCAUUACAUAUGCUCUUCAUGGAACAGUGUCUGAUCUACAGAUAUGUGGCUUCCCAUGCGUUUAUUUCUAUGGAAAAUCAUCAGAAAAAAUGGAUGAUUACAGUUGGAAUAAUUUUAUAAAAGAAUUCUGGCUUUUUGGCUUUUGUUUUAGGGUUGUCUGAAAUCAUUAAUACUAUUAUUAUCACAGUUGCCUCAUAGAUCUCUGUGGCAGAGUGUGUUGUCACCGAUCAAUCUUUGACAUUCGUUUAAAAUGCUCAUCUCAACUACACAAACUGUAUGAAGUGUGUCCGCCAUUCAGCUGUUCUUAAUUUGGUUGUUUUUUCUGAGAAUUGUACAGAAAAUUCUGUAUAUAUGUUCACAGUUGUGUAUAAAACUCCUGUAUAAUGAAUAUAUAUAGUGAAAUCAACAGCUUAUACUACAGUAAAACUAGAGUAGUUUUAUUGUUCAUGAACCAUUUUAUCCAUUCUCUGACAAUUGCGGUAUUGUUAGUGCUUUUUUUAUAUAACGUUAUAUUUUAUACAUUUUACAUUUCAUGCAUUUGAUUGUCAUAGUGUUCAUAAUGAUACGUUUGGAGUUGAUCCGUCUCAUUUGUUCAUUACAUAAAUCAGUCUUAUUCAUUCUGAACACUUUAACGGCUGUAUACAUACCAUCAAUUACAGCUGUUUAUAUCUCAACACCUACAGUCUGUAACGGCUGUACACAUACCAUCAUCUACAGGUGUUUAUAUCUCAACACCUGCAGUCUGUAACGGCUGUAUUCAUACCAUCAUCUACAGGUGUUUAUAUCUCAACACCUGCAGUCUGUAACGGCUGUACACAUACCAUCAUCUACAGCUGUUUAUAUCUCAUCACCUACAGUCUAUAACGGCUGUAUACAACAAUCAUCUACAGCUGUUUAUAUCUCAACACCUACAGUCUGUAACAGCUGUACACAUAACAUCAUCUACAGCUGUUUGUAUCUCGACACCUACAGUCUGUAACAGCUGUACACAUACCAUCAUCUACAGCUGUUUAUAUCUCUAACACCUGCAGUCUGUUACGGCUGUACACAUACCAUCAGCUGUUUAUAUUUCUAACACCUACAGUCUGUAACAGCUGUAUACAUACCAUCAUCUACAGCUGUUUGUAUCUCGACACCUACAGUCUGUAAUGGCUGUACACAUACCAUCAUCUGUUUAUAUCUCUAACACCUACAGUCUGUAACAGCUGUAUACAUACCAUCAUCUACAGCUGUUUGUAUAUCGACACCUACAGUCUGUAAUGGCUGUACACAUACCAUCAUCUACAGCUGUUUGUAUCUCGACACCUACAGUCUGUAACGGCUGUAUACAUACCAUCAUCUACAGCUGUUUGUAUCUCGACACCUACAGUCUGUAACGGCUGUACACAUACCAUCAGCUGUUUAUAUCUUGACACCUACAUUCUUUAACAUAUAGUCAUUGAUGGUUACAUCCAGGUAAUAAAGACAGAUUGUUUAGGCUUUCAUUUCCUCACUCAUGUUAUCAUAGUAUGGUAGUAUCAUCGGGCAUUGAAUGCCUGAAUAUUUGAUUAAUAUUAACACAAUAAUAAUGUUUAUCAAAAUUAUGUUUAUUGAGUUUUCUGUAUGGCAUUUUGAUCUUCAAGCUUGAUGAAGAUAAUUUAAUUAGAGACUUCUUUUUAUGUUUAUUAAAGUUCACAUUUAACUAAAACUAUAUUCAGGUCAUUUGUAUACUAAUUCUUUAAAAAGUAGUAAAAACAUUAUGAUAUUAAAUGCAUUUCAGUACAGAAUUUGUACUGUAAAUUACUCCAGAUUUUCGUCAUAUAUAAAUGUUUUAAGAUGCAGAAUGUUUUUGCUGAAUAAUCAAGACUUGAAUGCAGUUGAUAAGUGGACAUCAUUGUUGUUACAUGCUCACAAGUAACCAGAAUAGUAGGGAAUCAGAACUUGUAUUGAUUACUAAUACCAUGGUUUCCCAGCAAUUGAUACCAGAUGAUGGAUUUGUUCAUGCUUUUAGGCAUUAUGUGUAAAAUUCAUGGUGUAGGCUUGGAAAUAAUUCAUUUUGAUUCAUUAUUUACUGAUUAAAUCUAUGAUACUGCUAUGAUUUCCUUAUCUGCUGGACAGAUAAUAUUGCAGAAAAUGAUUUUAUCAUAGUAUAGUUUCAUUUUUUGUUUUUCUUAAAGUAUCAUAGAAAAAUCGUCACCCAUCCUCAUUUUUUUAAAAUUAUUAUUUCUUAUGAAAAACCUGCCUGUAAAUUUACUCAGAAUUGCCUUAGAGAGUAAUAACACUAGUGUGUCUCCUAAUGAUGUCAUUUUGUACUGAGGAAAACACUUCCUGUGCUCUUAGGGUAACUUUCAACGCUGUCAAAUACGUUCUAGCUACUCUUCUUUGACAAACCCUUAUUUGUUUUUGUAAAACUUUGUGUUUGUUUAUCUUUUUUUAUCCUUUCAUAAUGCAGAUAACUAGGAAAAUUUCAUACUUUUUCUUGAAAAAUAAGAAUCCACAAAACAGACCAUUUCUUUCUUUUCUUUUCAAAGACUUCAAUAUUAACAUUGUAUGUAUUGACAAUACCAUAGCUGAGUUUUCUUCAACAGUUGUGACAAAACUUUUGUAUAUAACAGGAAAUUUUCUGUUUAAAUCUUGUCUUCCAAUUAAAUAAAAUUGAAAACAAAAUUUGUUUUCUUAGAUCAUGUAAUUGUAUUAAUUGUAUACUUACACUGAUGUUUGAAAUGACAUUUUGAAAUUUUAGUUAUGUACUGGUAUUAUACUAUUAUGAAUCCUAUUGAAAUUGUACGACAGUUCUAUUCCAAUUUGAUUGAUUUUUUAAAUCAUUACCAUAAGUUUGUUUUUCAUUUUCCAAAACUCUUCAUAUAACUAUACAAAUAUCAAUCUUGAAACAGUCAAAACGAAAGCAAGAUCUCAUACGUCCUGUCUUUCGGGGAAAUUACCAUUUUUGUUAAACAAAAUCUUCAAGAUUAAAAAUGAAACAAAAAUUAUGAUGAUAUAUAGCAAAUUCUUAUCAAUCUGCCAUGUGGUUAAGUAUUGCAAUGGGGGGAUGGUAUCAAGGAAUUUGAUAAACCUUUUUCUAGGAUGCAUAGGGUGCUCUAAACUAAGAAAGUAAUUGCACACAGUACACAAUGAAAAGACCUCACCAGCAAUGCCUUUACCAAAAGUGGAUGUUGUCAUCAUUUGUUUUGAUUUGUUACUCUGUCCAAUUAGAGAGGCAAACCUUGGAACUUUUCAUUUUUAUUUUGUUUUGUUUUGAUUGAUUUUUUUUCUUUCUUAUUAAUUGGACAUACAAGGUAUGUUCUUACCUUUUUCUUUAUUUUUUCAAUAUGAAAAUUUGUGACACUUUUUAUUCAAAAUAGCAUAUUGAGGCUGUAAAAAUUUUGAAAUGUAUAAAUUAACAAAAAAUGUGAUGAUUGUGGUUGUGGAAACACAUAUGUAAUAAUAAUGUAAUAUUUUGAUGUAAAGUUGUAUGAUUUCAAGAGAUGUAAAAUAUUGUUACCAGGAUUCUAUAUAUUUUCAUUAUGAAAUUAGAUACACAUAUUUAUAGAAUAAUUACACCUCCCUAAACCAGACUGAACUACAAAAUGCUGGCUUUCCAGAUGCUUAAGUAUUUUUCAUAUGUUUGAAACGUUUUUUUAAAGUUAUUGGAGUAAUUAAGUUCCAGUGUACAACCACGACUUAAAACAAGUCCUUCUUCUUUACUUCUCUUUGUUAACCUACGUGUUAGGAAAAAAACCAGGAAGUUAUGCUUCUUCUCUGGUAAUGAAAUGUCACAAGGCCCAAGUUCAUGAAGUUAUGAUGCUAUGCUACCCUAGCUACAAGUUUCUCUUGGAACAUUCACACCUGCUUUAAAGUGGACAUGCAGGUGUUUCUAAAUGUCAUUGAAUAUCUUAAAUGUCUGGUAUAGGUUGGGACCUAAUGUUUAAUCAGUGAUAAGCCCUUAAAUAGCUGCUGAUCUUGGAAGAGCCAAGAGUAAGCCCAUCACAAGGGAUAUAAAUCUGUACUGUUAAAGAGGUCAAUGUGGUGUGCCUUGUUAGAUCUGUGUGCCUACUUCUGGAGGGCACAGUUAUCUCCAUGAUGUUUGAUUUGUGUCCCUUUUUGUGGAGGGCACUGUUGUCUGCCAUGAUGUUAGAUCCGUGUCCUUGCUUCUGAAGGGCACAGUUUUCUACCUUGAUGUAAGAUCUGUGUCCCUACUUCUGGAGGGCACAUUUAUCUACCUUGAUGUUAGAUCUGUGUCCCUACUGCUGAAGGGCACAGUUUUCUACUUUGAGAUAAGAUCUUGGUCCUUACUUCUGGAGGGCACAUUUAUCUACCUUGAUGUUAGAUCUGUGUCCCUACUUGUGGAGGGCACAUUUAUCUACCUUGAUGUUUGAUCUGUGUCCCAGCUCCUGGAGGGCACUGUUGUCUGCCAUGAUGUUAGAUCUGUGUCUUUGCUUCUGAAGGGCACAGUUAACUACCCCUGGAAUUAUCUAUCUGUCAAAAAUGUCGUAGGAUUAUUUCAAAUGUCCGAAACAAUAAGAAAAUCUGCAUCUAGAACUUGUGUAUAUUAAAAUAAUUCUAAUAAUAGAAGGUUGUAGUUGUAGAAUAGUGAUCAUUACUAGAGGUUAAAAUGUGGGAGAUAUUUUCCAUUCACAAAAUCUAAUAAGUAUACUUUACACAAAGUAACUUUUUCAUAUUUACUUUUUGAAAAUUUCAUAAAAGUUGCAAACUUGUUCUCAUAUAUUUUUCAUCUACAUAAUUUUGUAAAGAUAUCCUUAAGUAUUAGAAUUUAAAAUAACUUUCAUUUUGGUUUUGUUAAAUGAUUAUUAAGAUAUUGACAAGGGUUUGGUAGCUCUGUAUGUUUAAUUUCGUACAAGUAUGCAAAUAGUGUGUAAUCGCUGUACCUAAUCCCCAUAGACAGUGUUAUCAUACAAUGUUACAGAUUAUCUAUCAACUUGUACUGUCAGUUUUAUCUUCAAGAUAGGACUACAAGGAAUUUCCUAAACCUUUGGAUUAAUUUUAAAGUUUUAUAUUGAUGAAGAACAUCCAUUUAACAUGAUAAUGAGUGUUGUCAGCUGACAAUACUAUUUUAGAUGAAUCAUUGUUUUUAUUGGAUCUGUAAAAUGUGCAAUGCCAGUACUUUAAUGUUAGUUCUACAUGAUACAGGAAUAAUAAACAUGUAUAUUUUAUGUA
Messenger RNA from Ylistrum balloti, 8556 nucleotides. RefSeq names its product liprin-beta-1-like. Gene Ontology annotation, biological process: neuromuscular junction development. Lineage: Eukaryota; Metazoa; Mollusca; Bivalvia; Pectinida; Pectinidae. The coding region runs from base 1 to 3081 and encodes 1026 amino acids. The transcript has 22 exons. The record is from RefSeq and is a predicted model, not a curated record. Gene Ontology annotation, molecular function: protein binding. Gene Ontology annotation, cellular component: presynaptic active zone.